GUCGCGGCAAGGGUCUGCUUUUCCCCGGCUGGCCAAUUUCGUCCAUGCCUCAUCUCCACCCGCACGUCUUCUCUGCUGCCUUGUCUUCUGGCUUCCUUCGUCUUCUACCUACCUACCUUGGUACCCAUUCGGUCGGUAAUUAGGUACCUACUGCGUCGUAGUUGUAGUACCCAAUUAAGCCCAAGUUGCCGUGGUCAGUACGUUUCUCCCCCCGUGUCCCUCGGCUGUUCCCGCCCACUUCCUCCCCAACGAGCCAUCGCGGAAUCCCGUCCUCCACUUCCGAACUCCACCCACUAUUAUCCACCCUCGACCUCCAUCCUCUCUGCACGAACUCGCUCUUCCAUCACUCAUCUUUCGCUCUCCCCCUCUCCCUUCCUCUUAUCCAUCUUUCUUCAAAGGCGCCCUCCAUAUUGACCCGCCCAGCCGUCUUCUCACAUCGCCCGUCAUGCGCUUCUCCUCAUCCGCUCUCGUCGCGGCACUGCCCGCCCUGGCCGCCGCCCAGGACUCUCCCAUCGACCAGUACAAGGCCCAAUUCCAGGACUUCAUUGGCCAGAUGGGCUCCUACAUCCCCAACCCGGGCUCUUACGACCCCGUCGCUGCCCUCGAGGCCAAGACCGGUGCCAUGAAGCUAUCCACCCUGACCCUCGAGAACUGGCAGCAGACCCUUUACGAGCCCGUCGGCCCUGAGACCACCACCCCCGAGGAGUGGUGGGUUCUCGUCUCCGGUCGCAAUAAGACCUGCUACGGUCGAUGCGACAAGGUCGAGACCGCGUUCAAGGAGACCGCUGCCAAGUUCGCGCUCCUCGAGCAGGCUCCUCACAUGGGCUACCUGAACUGCGAUGACCAGCCCAUCCUCUGCAACGCCUGGUCCACUGGCACCUCCAACCUCUACGUCUUCGAGAUGCUCCCUUCCCCGGCGCCUAUCGAUAUAUACAAGAAGAGGCUCAACAUGACUACCACCACUAGCGAGGACCUUGUCAAUCUGUAUGAGACUGGCACCAAGGACAAGUUCACGCUCCUCGAGGCUGGCUGGUUCCACCCCUUCCAGGGCAAGGCCGUCGAGCUUGGCAUCGCCGUUCCCUUCGGCUACGUCAUGUGGGCCUUUGGCCUCGUCCCCAACUGGUUGUUCAUGCUGGUUGUCUCUUUCGUCAGCCGAACCAUGAUGUCCAACCGCAUGCAGGGCCAGGCCAACCGCGACGCUGGACGCCGAUAAACACAUCCACAGCCCCCGGAUGGGUGCCACGAAUGUAAUGCUUUUUAAGUUGUUUGAUGUGACUGGGUGAAACUGCUGGGACACGUCUUAUGCGGUGAUGACGUGUUAGCCUGGGAUACUUGGGUCAGGAUCUUAUUCAUUAUUCCUGUACGCACCUUGUUGUAGGAAGAGCAUUGUAAUACCCUGAUUAUCAAGAUUUACC
Ilyonectria robusta is the source of this 1415-nucleotide messenger RNA. RefSeq lists its product as uncharacterized. The record is from RefSeq and is a predicted model, not a curated record. The transcript is spliced from 3 exons. The coding region runs from base 446 to 1213 and encodes 255 amino acids. NCBI's taxonomy places the organism in Eukaryota, Fungi, Ascomycota, Sordariomycetes, Hypocreales, Nectriaceae.